Trematosphaeria pertusa is the source of this 1651-nucleotide messenger RNA. RefSeq lists its product as uncharacterized. The transcript has 2 exons. NCBI's taxonomy places the organism in Eukaryota, Fungi, Ascomycota, Dothideomycetes, Pleosporales, Trematosphaeriaceae. The record is from RefSeq and is a predicted model, not a curated record. Bases 482 to 1279 code for a protein of 265 amino acids.
GUUUCUUCACCGCUGGCGUCGCCGAACGUCAUCGCUUCGACACGACGAUACAAGACAGAACAAAAGUGAGAGAAAGGGGGAGAAAUGACGAUGCUGCCCGUGGAACCGUUUCUGCAACUUUGGCAGCUUCCUGGCUGGCUGGUUUGCCGAAGAGCCUCGUCCAGGCGCUCAUGGGCGAACAAUUCCCACGAACAAGACUCUCCAGGGAAACUGCUGCCCGAAAAACCUCGCCAGAGAUGAAGAUAACCGCCACCUUCAAACGCCGAGCCCUGAGCCGCCUCCACACCGUCUCCAGGCCACACAUCCUCGCGUUGAGGCUGAAGCUUGGCGCAUAGACUACAAGGGCUGUAUUCGGCGACAUCCAUCAUCGUUCUAAAAAUGAGCUGAGCUACCUCAAACGGGUAUACCAUGGCGUAAAACCACAGGAGGGUAAAUCUGCUACCUCCCUUCAAUCAUAAAGGCGCACACCCUUUCCUCUGGCAUGCACACUACCUCCACCACCAGCUCUUCUCCUCCAGCCAUCACAUUUCUCCUCUUAAACUUCUCCUACUUCUUCACCAUGGGCAAGCUCAACAAGCACCUCGACAGCGACUAUGAGUCCUAUGAGAGCGCGCGUCUAGGAACAGAAUACGAUACGCAUCAUGCUCCCGCGCCAAAGCCGUCGGAGAAAAGCGUCGCUGUAGACCCGCAUACAGACCGUCUCAUUUCGCGCAUCCGGCUCGGUCUGCGAAUCCUGUCUUUCCUUCUCUCCGCUAGCAUAGUGUGCGUGCUCGGUCAUGGAGUGGGCGUAUAUCACGCGACGAAAGACAAGUUCGUGACGCCCAAAGCGGAGGGCGUCGCCAUGAAGGUGUGGCUCGGGAACAUGAAGAUGCGGCCGACGUAUGUGCUGCUGGGCGUAGCAUCAGUAGCGACGACGUUGAGCUUGCUCCUGAUCAUUGCGAGUUUCUCCAAAGCGAUCCGCCGCCUAACCACCAUCGGCAACCUAGCCACGGCCGUCGUCUCCAUGAUCUGCACCAUCCUGUGGUUCGCCGCGGGCGCCUACUACAAAGCCGACGACGCGAACGACCGCAUGCAUUUCGACUUCGUGUCGUACGUGUGCUUUCACCAGGGCAAUGCGAUGCUCGGCCGGCAGAUCGGGAACAUGCAUGUGCUGUGCGGCGAGCUGAGGUACGCGUGGUGGGCGGUCGUGGUGAUGGGCACGGUGGAGCUCGCGUCGUCGGCGACGGUGGGCUGGGGCAUGGUGGCUGCGAGGAAGAAGGGGGCGUAUUCGAAGAUUUGAGGAUGGGGAGAUGGCUUGGGGAGGUUUUUGGAGGGGUGUAUUAUAUUUGCAUGUGGGUUCGUGGUGGAGGUUUGGAGUUUGUGGCUUUGUUGGCUUGGUGCAUCCUGGGGACUUUCGGGGAGCAUUGUAUUGUACAUAGCAUUCUUCGGCCCUGUCGAUAUUUCAGCUGGUACCUUAGCGCGCCGUCGGAAAACUGUUGUCCAGUGUUCUAAUGCCAACUGAAGAAGAGAGAAGAGUCCGAAUGUGGGUCAGCUUCCUGCACCACCACCAGUAAAAUCGCCAACCGUAGAACGCUUCCCACUUCGCAAAAGCCGGAUCCAGUCCACCCACAGCUAAUAUACAAUUUUUCCUCUAACGUAUUCUGCCCUCUCU